AUGGAAGACAGUAAUCAGUCAAAUGAUCAGCAAGGACAGGAAAACGCUCCUGUCCCAUCUUCCGGAGGCAAUCAAAACCUUGAGUCCUCCGAAGAGCCAUCCUCUGGAGCUGCUGCCAACUCCCAAAACGCGCCUCAAUCCACCUCAAAUCCGUCCAAUCCAGAACAGCAAGCAAUGGACGAGCACGCAGAAGAGCUGCGCCAGCUGCAGAGCAUGCUUGAGAGUCGCUUCCCACAAAAUCUAUUCCAAGUUUUCGGCCCCAGAAUGCAGCAAAUCAUCCGAACAUCGAUGAUGCCGAUGCCCAAUUCGAGCCACUCGAGAUUGAUUGAGCAACUGGGUCACGUCGGAAUCGGCGCUUUGCCCGCGCUGACUGAUCUUUGUCAAAUGCUGUGUAUGGGAACGGAGGAUAAUCUAGUUGGGUUCAACUAUCGCGCCGCCGUCCCCCUUCUUAUCACGCAUUUGAAAGAUAACGAAGUUGAAGUAUCACAGCACGCCGCGCGAGCUUUGACGUAUUUGCUCGAGUCUCUCCCACGAUCUCUCCAAGCCGUUUCCGAAGCGAUUCCAGCUUUGCUCGAGCGAGUGGCUUGCAUUCACGAUGAUGGCCUCCUCGGCGUCGCGGAACAAAGUCUCUCUUGCUUAGAAAAACUCUCUGCGCGCCAUGGCCGUCAGAUUCUUUUGGAAAGAGGCUGCUCCCAAGUUGUCCUCUUCCUUGAUUUCUUCUCGAUCGUCGCUCAACGGCACGCGUUAAAUAUCGUCCUUUCCUGCAUGCGUGCUCUCGAGUACUGCGGGACGGAAUUCCAUCUCGUCGAAGAUGCUCUUCCAGCAAUUGUCUCCCGACUUCAGCACUCUGAUCGUCGAUCAAUGGAGCUCAGCAUCCAGGCGAUCUGCAAGCUCGUCGACAGGCGUCACACGAUGAAUUCUGAAGUUAUGGAGAAAUUGCGACGCUCGAACAUCGCUGAGAAUUUGAUCAAAGUGGUUUGCGAUCCUCAGAAUUUGUCCGCGAACUUGGCGACGAUCUGCCUUCGUUCGUUGACUUACAUGGCCGAGGCUUGCCCACAGACACAGGUUGAAAUUUGCGAAUCGUCGAUUCCAAGUGCCUUGCAGGGGAUUUUGACUGUCGACAUCGCUGCUAGUCCUCAGCGAGAAGCCCAAGAACUCGUCGAAGCGAUUCGAUUAGCGACUGCGCUUUUGCCAAAAGGAACGGAAAAGCGAGUCGAGCAUCCGAUAGAGCUUGAUCUUGACACUGACUUUCUCGACGACGACUAUGACGAGUCAGAGGCUUCCGAGCGUGCGCCCAGCCCAGCUGCUGAAGUGAGCGAAAAUGACAUGAAAAUGUGCGCAGGAUUGAUCAAGUCUCUCUACCCACUUUGUUGGAAGCUUCUCAACGCUGCUCCAAACACUUCAGUGCGCGUUUCCGUCAUUCAAAUCGUCAUCAGAAUGUCUUACAGCACAACAGCUGAUGUUCUUCGAGAGCUUUUGGCGUCGCAGGAGAGCGAAACUUGUAGUCAGAUUCAGCAGCUCUUGGAUUCAUCGGACACGCGUAUCCUUGUCCCUGCGUUGCAAUUGACAAGAACUGUCCUAUCGAUUCUCCCAGAGUUCCAGUCCAAGUUCCAGCGAGAAGGCCUUGUUCAUUGCUUGACGCAGUUGCAGACGCGAAAAUUGCGAGUCCACAGCACUAGUGUUUCCGGCCCUCUGAGCGCUCCGGCAUCGUUGGCGACGACACCUUCAGAUCAAAACCGACCACUUCGAUUUGCUGGAAGCCAAUCUGAGACUAAACGAGUCAAGUCGCGAAAAUCGGGUUCUUAUCUUACCUCUCUUAUGCCCAGCCGAAAGCUCUAUCCUGAUGCGGAGAAAAUAGAUGCGACGGAAAAGACGGUCAAGGAACAGCUGAACGAUGCGAUCGCCAAUGUCGAGAAAGAAAUAAAAGUUCAACAAGCUCUGGAAUCUCUUGAAUCACCCACGAAUCCACUUCCUAUCCCCACUCUUCCAACUGACGUAAAGCGAAAAGAACAAGAGCCCGAAGCUCCCCCAGCAGCACCAAGCAGCGAAUCCGCGGAAGGAAGCUCCACCGCCACUUCCGCCACGACCCUUUCCGCCAAUUCCAUGCUCCAGAUUCCUACCUCUUCAGGAAAGACCGAAACUCAGUCUCACUACCGAAACCGAUGCGAUUCACAAUCACGAAAGGAAAUCGAGCUCAAUUGGGCGCGACAGGAAUCGAAGGAAAUCCUCGAAGAAUUUUUCAAGGAUCAAGAAAAUGAGGAAGGGCAAAGCGCGUUGAUUACGCAACUGAUUGAAGUCAAUGAAAUGCUGAAACAAGGCGAUUUGAGCAAGCAAAUUCAGGGACUAGAGCAGUUCGCCUCUAUUUUAACGGCACAAGACUUAUCCCCAUUCGAAAUCAUCCACACGAAGAUAAUGGAAAGCCUUUUCGAAUAUCUCCAAGCUUCGUCGCUCAACCAAAAAGAGUUUCUCCGAGUAUUCGCAUCGCUGCCAAAAGAAUCCGAAUUGAACACUACCGAUGUUGUCAUCCCUCAAAACACAGAGCUCCUGGAGAAGCUUGUCGCUAAGAUUCACCAAAUCGUCUCGCAUGUGGAAAAGUUCCCAGUCAAAUUGUUUGACAUUCAACAUGGGCGAAGUAUGACCGGUGGCUCGCAGCAUAGUCAGCAAAAGAAAAAGGUCAAAUGUGUCCUUCAAAAAGACCCAAGUUGCCCAAAGACGAAGCAAUGGACGAGUGGACCUGUUAAAAUUGACCCUCUUGCGCCCGUUUCUGCCAUUGAACGACAUUUGGUGAUGAAGGGCUUUGGUUUUUCCGUCACAGAAGUUCGCAAUUCCGACUCUGAAGAAAACGACUCAGAAUCCGAUGACGAGUCUGAUCAGCCCUCAUUCAUCGCCUUCGCUCGGGGUCAGCGACUCCUUGACCUUUUCAUCAAUGGCCAAAAACUGGCGCCGAACAUAACAAUCUACCAGGCGAUCAGAGAAUGUGAAGAGUCUGGCUCUGAACUCUCCGAUGACGAAGAAUAUCAGAAUAUGAUCUGGGGACGAACCUUCACGAUUACUUACAAGCUUAUCCCAAAAGAGAGCAUGGAUCAAGAUAGUAAAAAGAAAAGCAGCCAAAAAUUCACGAGAUCAAGCACCUUUCAUCCGAUUCGCCCCUCUGGACCGACGGACUUGACCGGAAAACAAAACGAUGAAGCGACCCUCUUCUCUGCUAUUGGGCUUUUGCGUGGUUUAUUCGGGCUCUCGCGUUUCUGGCAAACGCUCUUUUCGCCCAGCAAUAGUUGCAGCAAGAAGAUGCUCAUCGAACCCGAGGAAUUCGAAAACCAUUCCAUCACUUCAAAAGUCUGGCGUCAACUUCAGGAUCCAUUAAACGUACUCUCGGGUACGCUGCCCAGCUGGCUCUCUGAUCUCAUUGAAAACAGUUCAUUCCUUUUGCCCUUUGACCUGCGACGCUAUCUGUUCUACAUUACCGCGUUUGACCGACAACGCGCCCUCGCCAAGUUCGUCGAGCGCAACCCCGACCACGAUAUGAGCUCCAGUCGACGACUCAACUCGGAGCGCAGCUCGCGGGAAAAGAAAAUCGUCGACCGAAGCCGAAUUCUACAAGACGCUGAAGAGCUGCUUAACAAAACGAAAAAUUCAAACGCCUACAUCGAAGUUCAAUAUUCGGAUGAAGUCGGCACUGGCCUCGGUCCUACACUUGAGUUUUACACUUUGGUGUCAAAGGAGAUCCAAAGAACAGACUUGGGUCUUUGGAGAGGCCAUCGCCAAAUUGAAGAUAAUCUAAAAGGAAAAUCUCAAGUGAUCGACUCCACCACCCGUGGCGAAGGACUUUUCCCUAAUCCUAUCGCAAAGUCCUGCAAAAAGAGUACCGUUACUCACAUCACCAACAAGUUCAAAUUCUUCGGACAACUGCUCGGCCGAGCUCUUAAAGAUAGCCGUCUUCUCGAUCUACCUCUCUCGCCUCUACUCUGUCGCUAUCUUUUGUCCGAAGAAGAGACGCUUAAGUUCCGGGACCUUUACGAACUCGACGCCCAGUUGGCUCGUUCUCUUCAGCAGCUGCAAACAUUCUCUUCAAAUGGAGAAGUUGACAGCAUCGACGAGCUUUACCUCGACUUCGUCCUCCCCGGUUUCAACAAGUUUGAGUUGAUGAAGAGUGGUGCAAGCAAAGCCGUCAAUGGCGACAAUCUUUCAAAGUACAUCGAUCUUGUUACUCACUGGACGAUGCUUGAGGGUGUUCGACGACAAUUUCAAGCGAUAAAGAUCGGCUUCAGCGAAGUGUGCGACAUCAAGCAUUUGAAAAUCUUCCAUCCAUGGGAGCUGCCAAGAAUUUUCUGCGGGUCAGAAAGAGCUCGAUGGACGGUUCUUGAGCUUGAAACUGCCAUUCGCUUCGACCAUGGUUACUCCACAAAUUGCCGAGCAGUUCAGUUCUUCAACACCGUUCUCUCCGAAUUAACCGGUGACGAGCAAGCGGAUUUCCUCCGCUUCUCAACGGGCUCUCCUCAUCUCCCAGUCGGCGGGCUCAAGUCACUGAACCCUCCUUUGACGGUGGUGAAAAAGACGGUCGAAGAAGGAGAGAAUCCAGAGGAUAAUCUGCCGUCCGUCAUGACUUGUCAGAAUUAUCUCAAGCUUCCAGACUAUCCGACGCUUCAGCUGAUGCGCGAAAAACUGCUCCUUGCCAUUUCCGAAGGCCAGGGCGCAUUCCUUCUCUCUUGA
Molecule: messenger RNA, 4710 nt
Organism: Oikopleura dioica
Lineage: Eukaryota; Metazoa; Chordata; Appendicularia; Copelata; Oikopleuridae
Source: the annotation of a GenBank genome assembly